Odobenus rosmarus divergens (Pacific walrus) is the source of this 1876-nucleotide messenger RNA. RefSeq names its product ceroid-lipofuscinosis, neuronal 3 (gene CLN3). The transcript has 16 exons. The coding region runs from base 326 to 1642 and encodes 438 amino acids. Gene Ontology annotation, cellular component: lysosome; membrane. Gene Ontology annotation, biological process: lysosomal lumen acidification; lysosome organization. Lineage: Eukaryota; Metazoa; Chordata; Mammalia; Carnivora; Odobenidae. The record is from RefSeq and is a predicted model, not a curated record.
CGCCGCUAGUUUAACGUCACGGCUCUUCUUGCUGAUCCUGCCCACUCCAGUUUUAAACCAGCGGUUCCAGGGUUCUUCCGGCCUCUCUCUGUCCCCCACCCCGAGGCUGGGAAAGCCUGAAGCCAAGACAGAGAGAGGACCCGGAAGUUGUGGUGACCUCCAAGCACGUGAUGAGGGCACCGCUGGUGCUGUCACGUGACCCGCCAACCUGCGGUACCUCGGGGCCGGACUUGCAGCUGCUCUUAAAGACCUUCACCCGCCCGGUCGGAGCCAAUUCUGGACGCUCGCUCACUUUGAAUCUUUCGCGGGACCUGAACUUGAUGCCAUGGGAGGCUGUGCGGGCUCGCGGCGGCGCCUUUUGGAUUCCGAGGGGGAGGAGACCACCCCGGAACCUCUGCCCCCUCUGCUGGACCGUCGGGGCGCCCUUUGGAGGAACAUGAUGGGUUUCUGGCUCCUGGGCCUUUGCAACAACUUCUCUUAUGUGGUGAUGCUCAGUGCGGCCCAUGACAUCCUUAGCCACCAGAGGGCAUCUGGGAACCAGAGCCAUGUGGACCCAGACCCACCGCCCACCCCCCACAAUAGCUCAUCUCGAUUUGACUGCAAUUCUGUCUCCACGGCUGCCGUGCUCCUGGCAGAUAUCCUCCCCACCCUCGUCAUCAAAUUGCUGGCUCCUCUUGGUCUGCAUCUGCUACCCUACAGCCCCCGGGUUCUCGUCAGUGGGAUUUGUGCCGCUGGGAGCUUCAUCCUGGUUGCCUUUUCUCAUUCAGUGGGGACCAGCCUAUGUGGUGUGGUCUUGGCUAGCAUCUCGUCAGGUCUGGGGGAGGUCACCUUCCUCUCGCUCACUGCCUUCUACCCCAGGGCUGUGAUCUCCUGGUGGUCCUCAGGGACUGGGGGAGCAGGGCUGCUGGGAGCAUUGUCCUACCUGGGCCUCACCCAGGCUGGCCUCUCCCCGCAGCACACCCUGCUGUCCAUGCUGGGUAUCCCUGCCCUGCUGCUGGCCAGCUAUUUCUUUUUGCUCACAUCUCCCGAGCCCCAGGACCCUGGAGGGGAGGAAGAGGCAGAGACAUCAGUGCGACAGCCCCUGAUUGGCAGUGAGGCCGCAGAGUUGAAGCCAGACUCCAGCUCAAGACUCUCCCUUCAGGAAAGGUGGACUGUGUUCAAGGGCCUGCUGCGGUACAUCGUCCCCUUGGUCCUGGUUUACUUUGCGGAGUAUUUCAUCAAUCAGGGGCUUUUUGAGCUUCUGUUCUUCCGGAACACGUCCCUGAGUCACGCUCAGCAGUAUCGCUGGUACCAAAUGCUCUACCAGGCUGGCGUCUUUGUUUCCCGCUCUUCUCUCCGCUGCUGUCGCAUCCGUUUCACGUGGGUCCUGGCCCUGCUGCAGUGCUUCAACCUGGCCUUCCUGCUGGUGGACGUGUGGUUGAGCUUCCUUCCCAGCAUCUACCUCAUCUUCCUGAUCAUUCUGUAUGAGGGGCUCCUCGGAGGUGCUGCCUACGUGAACACCUUCCACAACAUCGCCCUGGAGACAAGUGAUGAGCACCGGGAAUUUGCCAUGGCAGCCGCCUGUAUCUCCGACACUUUGGGAAUCUCCCUGUCAGGGCUCCUGGCCCUGCCUCUGCACGACUUCCUUUGUCACCUGUCUUGACGCUCUGGCUUCUUGGGACAUGGGACACACUAAUCCGGGCCUGCAGUGACAGGCAGGCAAGUCAGACUGCAGGCCCACAGCCUGAGCGAGCUCUGGCCCAGGCUUCCCUGAGCGGCGGGGGUGCAGAGAAGUGCUGAGGUCCUGUUCCCCUUCGAGCAAGCCAGCAGUUUUCGCCCACUCCCAGGCUGGCCUUGGGGAGUUUCUUCAUGGCGUUACGUCCUCAGAAUAAAUGCC